GGUAAGGCGCGAGUUGCGGGGGUGGGGUGAGGUGGGUUUGAAGACCCUUUUUCAGCCCCUGGGAGAACUUAGUUACAGAGCAUUAGAUGAACUUUGGGGUGAAAUAGGCAAAGGAGUAAACUUUGAGAUGAAAUGGACAAAAGAAUAGCUCGGUAGCGCGGCAGGCAAGGCAGGUGCCAUGGCCUUGAUUGAAGGGGUGGGUGAUGAGGUGACCGUCCUUUUUGCGGUGCUUGCCUGCCUUCUGGUGCUGGCCCUUGCCUGGGUCUCAACACACACCGCCGAGGGCUCCGAUCCCCUGCCACAACCACCAGGGACUCCAGUGCCAGCACAACCCAGCGAAGCCAUGGCAGCCACUGACAGCAUCAGAGGAGAGGCUCCAGGGGCCGAGACUCCCAGCUUGAGACACAGAGGUCAAGCUGCACAGCCAGAGCCUGGAGUCACCGCAACACCACCACCCCCAGAUUCCCCACAGGAGCCCCUAGUGCUACGGCUGAAAUUCCUCAAUGAUUCGGAACAGGUGGCCAGAGCCUGGCCUCAUGACACCAUUGGUUCCUUAAAAAGGACCCAGUUUCCCGGCCGGGAACACCAGGUGCGACUCAUCUACCAAGGCCAGCUGCUAGGAGACGACAGCCAGACACUGGGCAGCCUUCACCUCCCUCCCAACUGCGUUCUGCACUGCCAUGUGUCAACGAGGGUCGGUUCCCCACAUCCCCCCUGCCCACCGGGGUCAGAGCCAGGCCCCUCCGGGCUGGAAAUCGGCAGCCUGCUGCUGCCCCUGCUGCUGCUGCUGCUGCUCCUGCUCUGGUACUGCCAGAUCCAGUACCGGCCCUUCUUUCCCCUGACCGCCACCCUGGGCCUAGCCGGCUUCACCCUGCUCCUCAGUCUCCUGGCCUUUGCCAUGUACCGCCCAUAGUGCCUCCACGGGCUCUUGGUGGUGUAGCCAACCCUUCUGGACCUCACUCCCCACGGCGUGGUGAGAGCUGCUGUCUGCCCAGGCCAGCUUCUCCAGCCUGCCUCUUCCCACUUCCCUGGAGCCCAGCCCUGCGCCGCAGGGGACUCCGGGAACUGACAGAGGCCCGUCCCUGUGAUCUCCAUGGCUCUGGACCACCUUCUGGGGCUGCUGGCCCUCAGCCCUCACUGACAGUUGGCUCUUCAGGGUCAGGCACCUGCUGUCGUUGCCUUGGCCCCGGACAAAGCCGGGCCACUCCCCUGGGCCCGUCUUAGUGCUCUGCCUGAGGACCCAGCCAUCCCUAGUCCCAGGAGCUCCUUAGACUGAUUUGGGGACCUUCGGACCGUGGGAGGCUGGUGACAGGGAGCUGGGAGGGGCAGAGGCAUUCUCUGGAACGUGGAGAUUAAAACAGCUGUGAAG
Molecule: messenger RNA, 1369 nt
Organism: Sciurus carolinensis (gray squirrel)
Lineage: Eukaryota; Metazoa; Chordata; Mammalia; Rodentia; Sciuridae
Gene: Tmub1
Product: transmembrane and ubiquitin like domain containing 1
Exons: 3
Coding region: 179-913 (244 amino acids)
Molecular function (GO): protein binding
Source: RefSeq, a predicted model, not a curated record